UAAGUUUUCAUUUACGAGUAGGUACCCACCUAGUUCGUUGUUUUCACGAUGUGGAUUACAUACUUACUUGAAAUUCUCAGCUCAAUUACCUACUUGUUUAGUUAAAUUUUUAAAAAUUUCGUGAGCUGGUGAGAUUUAUUGUAUGGUUAUAGACGCUACAUUUAUUUGAUAAAAUAUUUUGUUUCGGGUUAACUUAUUGAAUUUUUUUCAAAGCAAUCGAUUAGAAUGUGUGAUGUACGGAAUUUUUAUGCCAAUAAAACCCUAUUCGUUACCGGAGGAACUGGUUACAUGGGACAAAUGUUGCUUUCGAAAUUGUUGUGCUCGUGUCAGGAAUUACGCUGCAUCUAUGUAUUAAUUCGAGAAAAGAACGAAAAGAUUAGCACAAGUCAAAGAGUGGAAAACAUCAUUAAUGAUCCGAUCUUUGAACAUGCCAAAGAAUUACACUCCGAUUUGGACACCAAAAUCAGACCAAUAAAAGGAGACUGCACGGAGGAAGAUUUAGGUAUUUCCCAAACAGAUCGAGAAAUCAUAGAAAAAGAAGUAGAAAUCAUAUUUCAUACAGCUGCCACCGUCAAAUUCAAUGCUCCCUUAAGAGAAGCAACUUACAUUAAUAUCAGAACCUUGAAUGUUUUAUUAGACAUGGCGAAAAAUAUGAAAAACUUGAAGGCUUUCGUGCACGUUUCAACUGCAUUUUCUCCGAUAAUCAGGACGAAAAUCAUAGAAGAAAAAUUUUACGACCCCCUUUUCAAAGCUGACAAAUUUCUAACAUUGGUGGAAUGCAUUGACGAUUCAGUUUUGGAUGAACUUACGCCGAUAUUAAUAAAACCUUUUCCAAAUACCUACGUGUUUACGAAAUCAAUCGCCGAAGAUUUAUGUCGAGAAAAAGGCUCCGGAAUACCUUUAUGCAUUUUCAGACCAGCAGGAAUUAUAUCCUGUUUCAAAGAACCUCUUCCAGGAUGGAUAAAUAAUGCCUAUGGUAGUGUCGGAUACUAUUAUGGUAUUGCAAUUGGCGUCUUAAAAGUAGCAUAUACAAGAGUACACUCAAAUGCACCUGUCGUUCCUGGAGAUUUUACUAUAAAUGCGUGCAUCCUCUCAGCAUAUCACGUAAAUAAAUCUUGGGAGAAUCGACCGAACGAUGGAUCGAAUUUCAAUAUACCUAUAAUAAAUUAUAGCAAUUGUUUCACCAAGUUUGCACUUACUUGGAAAAGCUUUUUGGACAGAGUUAAGAAAGGCGUGAAAAAAUAUCCUUUUUACAGUAUGGUUGCAUUGCCCAGUGUUGUACUUAUCAGUAAUUCAAUUCUUUAUCGAUUAGUAACAUUCAUCUACUGGAUCCCAGCAAUCAUCCUCGACUCACUUCUAAUGAUUUUUUGCAAAAAGCCUAGAUUUAGAAAAUUGUAUCACAGAGUAUUAGAGUUCGUCGAUCUACUGGCACCAUUUAGCUUGGGAGAAUGGACCAUAAAAAUUGGUAACAUCAAUCAAAUACAUUCGAGGUUAUCUGAAAAAGACAAGGAAAUAUUUUACUGCGAUUUGGACGAGCUGAAUAUAGAGGAAUACUUUGAAAUUUUUAUUCUGGGGAUGCGUCGAUAUUUGGCCAAAGAGAAUGAUGACACUUUGCAGAAAGCUUUUAGAAAACGUCGAAGAUUUAUAAUUUUGAAUUACGUUCUCGCUACUGUCGUAAUCGUGAUAUUUGUGAGCGUAUUGAUGAGAUUAUUUUAGUUUUGUUCCGAUGAAAUAUAUUCGUACUUAUCUAUGUAAUUGAAUCAAUGUGAAUAAACCAUAAUGCUGGAGAA
Molecule: messenger RNA, 1790 nt
Organism: Planococcus citri (citrus mealybug)
Lineage: Eukaryota; Metazoa; Arthropoda; Insecta; Hemiptera; Pseudococcidae
Product: fatty acyl-CoA reductase wat-like
Exons: 10
Coding region: 226-1716 (496 amino acids)
Biological process (GO): long-chain fatty-acyl-CoA metabolic process
Cellular component (GO): peroxisome
Molecular function (GO): alcohol-forming very long-chain fatty acyl-CoA reductase (NADP+) activity
Source: RefSeq, a predicted model, not a curated record